AUCCUCCACAUCAGCCAUAUCAUCAUUCCAAUUCCAGGGAAGUUGGUUGGUGAUUUGUGAAACUCACGCUUUAGCAUUUAUAUUCCGCCUUCCCCAUCUCCUUCCCCUCCACCCCAAAUCCCCACAAAACUUCCCAAUUCAAGCUUCUCCAAGUUCUCGGAAUCUCGAACUGUGCCUACUUCAGCAUUCAUCAACCGAAUAAGGAAUUCUAUCAAGAAGCCAUGCCUCUUUUCAACAGACACCCCGCAGACACCACCACAACAUCCUCAAGCACCCACGUUGUCCGCGACGACACCCCACAACGGAAAUCGACUUUCUUCGGUCGUCGCAACCGCUCUGCUUCGCCCGUUCGAACAACUGGCAGACAUACCACACAUUCCACAUCGCCUCCUCGACGCGGGCUGCUGCAUCGCCACGAAGACCCUUCCAUCCUAGCUGCGAGAGAGAGGGUUGUCAAUGCGGAAAAGAGGGAGAAGGAGGCAGAUCAAGCGUUAGCAGUUGCAAGGACUGCUGUGAGAGAAGCGAGAGAUCAUAUCAAAUUGCUUGAGAAGGAAGCUGCUGAAGAGGCGAGACUUGCGAAGAUCAAGCAGAGUCAAGCGAAAUCAAUUUCGAAGAGAGGACAUGGACUUGGCCGUCAUGACCACGUCUGAGCGAGUCCACAUGUCGGCUGGAGAUGUGGACCCUAUCAUGAACUGCUGUCCGACCUCCGCUUAGCCACGAUGAACGAACGGAUCACGAACUUGCCCUCCCGAAAGCAACAUAUCUCAGAGCAAUGCGAAGAUUUUUUGGAGUUAGACGGCGAACUACUACUGCUGCGACUGGGCGGAUUGUAAAUAUGUUGAAAGCGCCGUGUCAGGUUGAAAUAAUACAAAUACAAGAUUUUGAAUACGAGCAAGAACACAAAACUUUCCACACAGCAUUAAACUCGACUUAUUUUUGU
This is a messenger RNA of Cadophora gregata, 940 nucleotides long. RefSeq lists its product as uncharacterized. The transcript has 3 exons. Bases 222 to 650 code for a protein of 142 amino acids. NCBI's taxonomy places the organism in Eukaryota, Fungi, Ascomycota, Leotiomycetes, Helotiales, Ploettnerulaceae. The record is from RefSeq and is a predicted model, not a curated record.